This is a messenger RNA of Manihot esculenta (cassava), 1300 nucleotides long. RefSeq lists its product as uncharacterized. The transcript is spliced from 2 exons. Bases 309 to 1109 code for a protein of 266 amino acids. The record is from RefSeq and is a predicted model, not a curated record. NCBI's taxonomy places the organism in Eukaryota, Viridiplantae, Streptophyta, Magnoliopsida, Malpighiales, Euphorbiaceae.
AAGAAGGGCAAAAAUUGUCAACAAAAAUUCCAAACCACUUCCCGUUUUGUCUCUAUCAGCUGCUGGUUGAGCUCACAUCUUUGCAACACCCAGAAAGGAGAAGAUUGUGAAGACCUUCCCACAAAGUUUUGCAUAGCUUGAAUCUUGCCAUCUCCGAAUCUUCAAGAAGUGUCCGAAAAGAAAGAACUGCACCUAUCAAGAACAUAAAGAUUCGUUAUUCUUCUUUGCGGGGGCUUCCUUUUCCUGCACUGAAACUGCUUUUGGAAAUUUGACAAAACAGUGAUGAACUAUCAUUUCCUUCAAACAAGAUGCAUGGAUUCUCCACUGUUGAUGGCUUUGUGGAGUUAACAGAGUGCAUGGCGGAGAUGAUCAAGUAUGUAGCAAAUGAACCCUCUGUAGGGCUUUUCUAUGUUCAGCAGCACACUCAAAAUGCAAUUCCCAACGUGACUAAUCUCAAGAAUAAUAUCAUAGAAAAGUUGUGUGAAACAAUUUUGCACACUGAAGAUUUAGAAGAUUCUAUCACCAUGGUGAAAUCAGUUAAAGAUUGUGGUUUCCCCAUUGCUGAUGAGAUGAUUAGAGACAUAAGGACGUCUCUGGCCAUGGUAUCAGCAAAACAACCAAGAAGAGGAUUAAUCCCUAGCCCAACUUCAGGUUUUCAACUAGGAAGAACUAGUUCAUGGGGACCAUCCACUUGGGAUCAUAAUGGGGUUCAGCAGGGAAGCAGAAGAAAGGUUAAUUAUUUUUCUACUGUAUUUAAUACUGCGAGAAAAAGAGCCAGCAAUUUCAAGUGGCCACAGCUUGAUCCGAAGGAUUCGACACCAGCUCCAGUUGAGAAGCUACUGUCUUAUAAUAAUCCAUCAGAACUGGUUGCAUCUGCUAGCACUAGUUCAUCUUUGCCUGACAUGGAAUCUGAUGAACUGCCUUUGUCAAGUCAGGCUGCUGAUGAGCUACAGCCGGAAGAUGAACAAGCUGAAACGAAUGAUGCACCGGGCAACGUAUUGUCCCCACAAGCAAACUAUGAUGACUUCAAGGCUGUGAAAGAAGCUAAACUAGAGGAGUGGUUGGGAAGGGCUAAUAACAGCCUAGAUAAAUUGCAAGAGGCCAAGUAAAAAGAGGAGGCUAGUGGGGUUUCUUUUUAAGGUUCUUUAUUUUCAUUUUUCUUUCUUGUAGCAAUAGUUUAGAUGCUGAGGAAUCUUUUACUUUGUACAAUGUGUUGUUUGUAAUGUACUGAUCCCUGGAUGAUGAUUGUGUUUGAUCGAUCGCAAUAAAAUUUUCUGACGAGAAGCUUUUUUAUUGGUUC